Molecule: messenger RNA, 1289 nt
Organism: Malus domestica (apple)
Lineage: Eukaryota; Viridiplantae; Streptophyta; Magnoliopsida; Rosales; Rosaceae
Product: protein OSB4, chloroplastic-like
Biological process (GO): mitochondrial DNA replication; positive regulation of helicase activity
Cellular component (GO): mitochondrial nucleoid
Molecular function (GO): single-stranded DNA binding
Source: RefSeq, a predicted model, not a curated record
AUGGCCUUACUUCUUCUCCAAUCCCACUUCUCCACCACCGCAGCUAAACCCCAAACCCCAAACACUCACACCGUCACUAGACUCCGCUUCAAGUCCAAACCACCGCAGCCGCCGCCGCCAAACCCCGAUUUGCUGCCGCGCCCGACCCAAGUCCCCUUCCAGCCAAAGGUCGCCAAUGCGGUGCGCACUCCUCUUCACGUCGUCCGUACCCCUGAUGGCAAAGUCUUGGUAGCCACCGUUCUCACCUCCUCUUCUCCCUCUCCGGCUAAUUCUCUCCGGAUUCCCAUCGUCUUUGAGGGCGACUUGGCUAAUACUGCUGAUUUGCAUUUGAAAGACAGUGACUUUGUGUUUGUUGCUGGGAGUUUGAGGUCGGAUUUGGACCAUUUGAAUGCUGGGGAGGACCAGGGUCGUCUCCAGGUUUUGGUGCAUACCCUCUACUUUGUUGAAGAAUCUUCACAACUAAAUAAAAGCUCUAAAGCUGACAGACAAGAAGAAAGGACUACCGAUCACACCGUUGUCAAGGAUGAUAUGGAUCAGUCAUGGAAGAAAGACACCUUCUCGCAUGGAAAGAUUUGAAAGAGGAUCCAAAAGAUGCAGCAUUUGAACGGAAGAACAAUGGAGAAUCACAUUGGAUUAAUGACAAAACUCCUGAAUUGAUCCUAAAUAAGUCAGGUUCAUUGGCAUUUGGUAAAAAACCUAUACCAGAGAGUCAGAAACCAAUACCAGAGAGUCGUGAAAGAGGUACUGAAUUGUUUUGCAGCCAGCUUGAGGAAUGAUGGGGACUGUACGUUAGGUUCUUGGAGUGAUCUUCUUAGUAAUCCAAAACAGUGGUGGGACUGCCGCAGUAAGAAGCUCAAUGGAUUGGUAAAGCCAAACUCCCCUGAUUUCAAGCAUAAGGAAGGCGGUCGUGCACUAUGGCUUGUUUUGUCAGAACUUGAAGGCGUGGACACUGGUAAACGAGAUUAAAGGUGAGCCUGCACAAAUUUAUCCCAUAUGUAUUCUGUCAUCAUUUUAUGCAACCAUUGAAGGGUUAUGGAUUUUUCUUAGUUUAGUUUUGACAGUCAAGAGCAUAGAGCACUCGAACCAACGGCACAAUGCACCAAAAACUGAAAAGAAAAAUGUCUUUCAUAUUGUUUCCGCCUAUGAUCAGUCAUUGAAGUCGAAAUAUGAUUCUAGGUGACCUCUGGCAUCUGAGUAAACUAUCGAAAUAUCGAAGAUUAAUGAAUGUGAAACUGUACUUAAGUUGUAUGUUAAGAUUCUACACGUAUUUUGAAACUUGUUUUUCAUUU